Messenger RNA from Pseudonaja textilis, 2690 nucleotides. Lineage: Eukaryota; Metazoa; Chordata; Lepidosauria; Squamata; Elapidae. The record is from RefSeq and is a predicted model, not a curated record.
AUGGAUUGGGCUGAUCUCGAGCCCAUCCUGCGCCGCCAUUACGCCCCCACCGUGCCGAUCCUCAUCCGCAGGUAUGACUUCUACCGCCGGGACCAACGCGAAGGCGAGUCCAUCAGCGAUUUUGUGGCCCAGCUGCGGAACAUGGGCGGACCGUCCGAGGCCACCCGCCAGUCCGCAGCCCGGAUGAGACAAACCAACGCGCCGGAACGGCCACCCACCGAUGAGGCAUCCCCAGCCGCCGCGAAGCCCCGAGACACCAGCCAGCGGGAAACGACCGCACACCAUGGCGACCUCGAAUCCCCGCCAGACACCGAGGAUGAGGACGAAGAGAUCCAUCGGUUGCAGACCGAACGUGAUCGCCGAGACCACCGGAGUCGUAAGUCGGGGUUCCGGUGCGCCGGCGAGGCACAGCGGCGCGAAGAAACCCAUCAGACGAUCGUCAUCGGCCACUCAUCAACCACCGACGCCCGGAAGGUGCACGUGGCCCUGAGCAUCGAGGACAAGCCCUGCGAGAUGGAGGUGGACUCCGGGUCCUUCCUCUCAAUGGUAUCAUGGCGCACAAUCAAGCGCCUGGUCCCGACCAUCCGCCGCAACGAGCUGGACGACCAGAAGCUAAUCCUGAAAGACUAUCAGGGAAAUCGCAUCCCUGUAGUUGGCAUCGGGCACUUCAAGGUAACAUUCAAGAACCACACUGACAUCCUGCCGCUCACGAUAGUGGACCGGGACCGCCCCAGCCUGCUCGGCCUACAAUGGUUUGCCCCGCUCGGCAUCGAAGUAACCGGCAUCCACCGCACGGACACGACCGACUGGGAAGCGACCCUCGUGAGGGACUUCCAGGAAGUCUUCGACAACUCGCUAGGCAAGUACCGUGGGCCCCCUAUAUCGUUCAACCUUAACCCCAACGUCGCGCCCAUCCGCCUUAAGCCCCGGCGAGUGCCUUUUGCGCUCAAACCAAAAAUUGACGAGCAACUAGACAAGCUCGUCGCGCAGGGGGUGCUUGAACCCAUCGACCAUGCCCGUUGGGAGACGCCCAUAGUCACCCCCAUCAAGCCCGACGGCUCUAUUAGAAUAUGCGGGGACUAUAAGGCCACCCUUAAUCACGCGCUACAACAAAGCGCCUACCCCGUCCCAGUGGUGCAGCACCUCCUGCAUUCACUGGGGGGAGGCCGGGUCUUCGCAAAACUCGACUUGGCACAAGCCUACCAGCAACUGCCGGUCGACGCGGAGACCGCAGAAGCGCAAACGAUUGUCACACACCGGGGGGCUUUUCGCUGCAACCGACUCCAGUUCGGAGUCAGCGUCGCCCCGGGGAUCUUCCAAAGCCUCAUGGAGAGGCUCCUCCAGGGCAUCAAAGGGGUGGUUCCAUACUUUGACGACGUGCUGAUCGCAGCCGCCGACAGAGAACAAUUGGAGAUCCGUUUAAGGGCGGUACUUAACAAAUUCCAAAACGCCGGCCUUAAAGUCAAAAGGGACAAAUGCCAACUACACACCGAGAGGGUCGAAUUCCUGGGCUACCUUCUGGACCGGCACGGAAUACACCCGACCGGGAAGAAACUUAGGGCCAUCAAGGAAGCCCCCACACCAACCAACAAGGCGGAGCUUCAAGCAUUUCUGGGGUUACUUAACUUUUACAAUGUUUUCCUACCCCAGAAGGCGACCGUGGCGGAACCCCUACACCGGCUACUCGAUAAGGCGGCCACCUGGACCUGGGGAAAGCGGGAAGAGACUGCGUUCCAGCGAACCAAGGACUUACUAACAUCAGACGCGGUUUUAAUUCAAUACAGCGAAACCCUCCCGCUUUCAGUGACAUGCGACGCCUCACCCUUCGGUAUAGGAGCAGUCCUCAGCCACACCCUACCUGACGGGACGGAAGCACCCAUCGCUUUCUUCUCCCGGACACUAGCAAAACCGGAAAGAAACUACAGUCAGCUAGACAAAGAGGCCCUCGCCAUCGUCGCUGGAAUUAAAAGAUUCCACGAAUACCUUUACGGCAGGAACUUCUCAAUCAUAACGGACCACAAGCCCCUGCUCGGAAUACUCGCAGGGAACAAGGCCACCCCAAACAUCCUAUCGCCCCGGAUGACAAGGUGGUCCGAAUUCCUUGCAGCAUACUCCUACGAACUCUCACACCGACCCGGUAAGGCAAUCCUACACGCGGACGCACUAAGCCGGGCACCACUACCGGACGUAGAUGACGACCCAGCACCCACAACGACGACUCUGCAGAUCGAGACCAUGCCAUGCCCGCUCUUAACCGCGCCAGACAUUGCCCAUGAAACAAAUAAAGACAAACGGCUGGCGCGGAUACUGAGCUGGGUAGAGCGGGGAUGGCCAGAAGAUGAAGGCAACGAAUAUUUUAAACCCUUCAGAAACCGCCAAACUGAGCUGUUCUCACAAAAGGGCUGCAUUCUCUGGGGUGACCGGGUAGUCAUACCGGAAGCACUGCGAGACAGAGUGUUGACAUUGCUGCACGAGGGACACCCGGGGAUCGUCAAGAUGAAAGCCCUGGCCAGGAGCUACGCUUGGUGGCCAGGGAUGGACAAACAAAUAGAAAAUGCCGUCUACGCAAAAAACUUCACGGGAGACCCUCUCUGGGUGCCCGCACAAAUAACGCAGGUAACGGGACCCCGAUCAUACAGGCUACAAACUACAGACGGAAGAAGCUGGAAGCGGCACAUCGACCAGCUACG